ACUGAAUUCUCUUCUUGGUCAUUUUAGUUACUGGUCUUCUUCAAACUUGGGUUCAAGAUGUCUGGCCGGGGAAAGAAGGCUGCACCCAAACCAAAAUCUGCAGUUUCCCGGUCUUCCAGAGCUGGAACUAGUUUCCCAGUGGGCCGCAUUCACAGGUUGCUCAGGAAAGGCAACUACGCUCAGCGGAUUGGAGUUGGCGCCUCUGUGUACAUGUGUUCUGUCCUGGAGUAUCUCUGUGCUGAACUCCUGGAGCUGGCGGGAAACGCCAGCCGUGACAACAAGAAGUCACGCAUUGCUCCCCGGCACAUCUUGCUGGCAGUGAAAAAUGAUGACGAAAUCAACAAGCUGCUGGCAGGGGUCACAAUCUCAGAUGGUGGUGUGAUCCCAAAUAUCCAGGCAAGCCUCCUGCCGAAGAAGACAAAAACACCAAAGGAUGACAAAUCUGCUAAAGAUGUCCAGUCACAAGAGUUUUAAUUAUAAAUGGUACCACUUUCAGAAAGGGUUUUAAUGAUAAUAAAGUGAGUUUCUAAAUUA
This is a messenger RNA of Maylandia zebra (zebra mbuna), 534 nucleotides long. RefSeq names its product histone H2A. Gene Ontology annotation, cellular component: nucleosome. NCBI's taxonomy places the organism in Eukaryota, Metazoa, Chordata, Actinopteri, Cichliformes, Cichlidae. Gene Ontology annotation, molecular function: protein heterodimerization activity; DNA binding; structural constituent of chromatin. The record is from RefSeq and is a predicted model, not a curated record.